GCGUGAACUGCGGUUGUAGCCGUUCGCUAGUUAAUGGCGCUAGUGUAGUUUCAGUGAGUUACUCAAAAUGGCUGCUAGCGACGAUGAGCCUAUGCACCAUUUAUAUGAGGUUUUUACUACUUGUUUUAAUAAAAUAGCUAAUAAAGCACCAGAAAAAAACAGUUUUCAACCUCCAUAUGGGAACAUAGAUAAUGGCAUGGCUUACGCGUUGAGCCCAGCCCCUCCAGGAUAUGGUGCCUCGGCGGGUCCGGGCACAAGUCCUACCCAGGCGGCUGGUGAACCCUUCGCCGCUGACAGCCCUUACUUUCCUUUUAGCGCCCGGCCUGCGCCCAGGCUGUCGCCCGCCAAGGGCGUUAAGGGACACAGUGGACACAUAAGACAGGCCAAGGAGGAGCCUCAGCAGACGUUGGACCAACAGUGGGUGUAUGGCUCUGACGAGUUCCCAACACAUGACUCCUCCCCCAGGUACUCGUCGCCCGGUGGCGCCGCCGCCACCGGUUACUACCUGGGACCGGAAGGCGCCACGGGCGCCAGCGUCGGAGAAUGGACAGGCGCCCAAUACAACGCGCCCUACCAAACUUAUGAGGCCUAUGGGCUUAUACCGGAAGGUGACCCAACAGGUGCCCAAGGAUCACAAGGAUUGCCUCCCAUGUCCUCGCUAAGGCCGAAUGGCGCCCAAGCGACCGCCAUGGCGGGGGCGCCAAACACAGCAGCCUUCGUGCCGAACACUCACGCCGACACUGUGGCAAAGACAUUGGUGUACCCACCUAUUCCAGAGCAAGCCAGUGCGAGCAGUUACAGUUCGGCCCCUUCAACACCAGUUAGUUCCCCUCCUCCUCUAGCCCCUGCACCAUGGUUAGCCAAUCACACUAACCAACACUCUCCACAUUACACACAAACUGUCAACAAUGGUACCACUGCUCAAGGUCUCCAUAUGCCCACCGCCCCAGAAGCUCAAAGGUUAGACGAUGCCAUUGUUUUUCUGAGGGAUCAUGCCGAAGUGAAUUAUAAUUUUCAGGGAACACGUAUGGAGGAGAGGUUAGACGAUGCGAUAAACGUGCUGAGGAACCACGCAGAGUCUCAGCUGGGUUUGGGACAGCUACCGCCUAAUUUUAGUUCUUUAGGAUACGCAGUACCACCGCUUCCUGAACCACACUUACCAGAACCAAUCAAAGUGGAAAGGGCAACGUACAACACAAAGAAACGCAAGGAACCCCCAGACAGUGAUACCAAACCUUCCAGCUCAAUAGAAAGUGUGAUACAACCAAAUUCGACUAGUGGGCCUCAAUCUAAAUCUUCCAAAAGGUCGAGGAGGUAUAGUAACGCUGAAGAAGAAGAAAUAGACGAUCCCAGCAACAAGGCAGUACGUGAAAAAGAACGUAGACAGGCCAACAAUGUUCGUGAGCGUUGUUCCAGCGCGGAUGAAACUGAAGAGGGCGACUUAGAUCCUGAUGUUAAAGCACAAAGGGAAAAAGAAAGGCGGCAAGCUAAUAAUGCCAGAGAAAGAAUACGUAUUCGGGACAUAAACGAAGCGUUGAAGGAAUUGGGAAGAAUGUGUAUGGCACAUUUGAAAACGGAUAAACCCCAGACAAAACUUGGCAUACUUAAUAUGGCAGUUGAAGUUAUAAUGACGUUAGAGCAACAGGUUAGGGAAAGAAAUUUAAACCCAAAGGCAGCUUGUUUGAAAAGAAGAGAAGAAGAGAAAGCAGAAGAUGGGCCAAAACUAGGUCCUGGACCACCACAUCACAUGUUGGGCACCCCCCACUACUCCACCAUAACGGGUCCCCCUACCAACUUGCCUCACAAUCCGGGUCAGCCUCAAUAGCAUUGCUAGUAAAUUUAUCAAUGGCAGGGUUGCCACCUGUACAUACCCACACUCGUACAAACGGCCAUCAUUUCUUCAUCAAGCAUCAAUCAUGAACAAUAUUAUAUUUUUUUAAGGAUAUUCUGUAGUGAUACAAGUACGAUUUGCGUUUUUCGCUCUUUAAUUCUUUUUUACUUAUUUUAUCGACUUAAUUUUUUUUAUUUAUGAUCAUCAUUCUGAGAGAUUAAAAAUGACAAAUUAGAUGUAUAAAAAAGGUGGAUGUGUGGUUCGAAUGGAAGUUUUUUCUCGUUGACUAUUGUGCCAAAUAAGAGUAGUUUAUACGUGAUCUUUUUUCGAUCAUGUUUCGAUACAUCGAUUGUUGUACAUUUGCCAUUCGAACGUUUGAUCUCUAUUCGUAGUAUUUCCGAAGUAUCAUGUUCAAAGUAUUACUGAAAUGUGCCAUUUUUUAUGUUCAAAGUAGCUGUUCGAUCACAUAUCGCUGUUUUACAUUGUGAACGAUCAAAUUUUUUUUUUAUGUUUUUGUAUACAAUUUUUACGGGCAGCUUCUUGAAAUUGGUCUUUUAUUUCAUUCGAACGACACAUUACAAUCGAUUAGUGCGCCAGUAUUCUGAAAAUUGAAAUCUAUGGACUUUUCGGUGGACAUUGGCACUAUUUAGUUUUUUUCAAGACUUCAAUUGGUCCGAAUGCUGCUGUUAAAUGAAAUUAUUGAUCCCGUCGUGUUGUUUUCGACAAACUGAAUCGAGAAUUUUUUUCACUUUGACUUGUUUAACGACUUAAUGUGUGAGGCUUUUAUUUAUUAAUUUUGUUCAAUCCGGAGUUUUCUCCUAAUCAUCACAAAUGUACGGUUAGAAAAAUCACCUCGAUUUAAGGUUAUUUUUCUAGUUCGAAUCGAAAACCAGUAAUUAUUUAUCUGAACUUAACGAAUUCUUUAUUUGCUAAUUCCUGUAAAUAUUUAUGCAAUAUAGAUUUAGUAGUAAAUACUAAUAUGUCAAAGAAAGAAGUCGAAUAUUUGUUUAGCGACUUCCGUCUUUGAUCGUUUCGAAUAUGAACAGUUUUUCAGGAGAAAAUUUUGUGUAUUCUACGCAAUUUUCUGCUCAAUAUAAAAUAAAUGAAAUAUUUUCUUCUAUUUAAAAUGUGCGGUGAAAAUCCAAUGAGGGAUUGAAGUAAAAGUGUUAAUUAUCUGAGGAACUGUUCAUAAGAAACCUUACAAUUCCAUCUUGAAAGAGUAAUUUGUGAAUCAGUUGUUUAUGUGUGAUAUUUAUAUCCAGUUUUGUUUCUCUCCGUAUUUUUCUUAUUUUAUUUUUUCAUGAAAUUGUAUGUCGUUUUUUAACUUUUAUCGCAGCUUUAUCCUGGAGUGCAAAAUCUUCCUGUUCAGUUUUGAUAUCGUCGAAAUUUGCGUCUUGUACAACUGGAUGGUUCGCUUGAUUCCGGAAACUUUCUAUUUUUUAAGUUAAUAUUUAACGAUUUUUUAUCAUUUUAAGAUAGUAUUAAUUUAAAAGGGGGAGAUAUAUAACGAUUUUCCGAUUAUAGCAGCAUGUUGAAUUCGAUUAUAUUUUUGUUUUUGAUUGUUGAAAUAUAUAUUAACGUUUCUUCGGCUGGCAGAUUGAGAGUGUUUUGGACGAGGAACGGUUUAUUAGAAAUUUGAUACUCGGCAAUAUUAAAAUUAUGUGUUUUUUUUCUUUCGAACAUUUAGGAUCAUUCCAAAUUGGCAGGUUUGCAGCAGCUAACGAGACGAAUUGUCGAAUUUGUCUUGUGUAUUUGGCAGCAGUGUGUUCUUGAUUUUAUUCGGUUUGUUUAUCACUGGAAUAUUCGUGUUGUUGCAGUUUUGUGAAGGUCUUUCUAAUUGCCUUAAGGAACUUGGGCCUGGGAUGUUUUAAUUCAGACAUUGAAAAGUUGUAUAUAUUGUUGAAACUUUCUUGUUGAGCCCGGACCCAAGUUCCGUCCCAAAAAUUAGAGACAACCUACUUAAAAUAAAAGAAAUAUCAUCAUUAAAAAACAGCUUUAUCGAGAAAUUUAUUUCUUAGAAGGGAUUUUCAGUAUUGGUGCAAAUAUUCUUGUCGACAUACAAUAUAUCGUGGAAAUUACCAAAUUGGCAAUCUAUUGAAUAUGUAAAUUAUUUCAACAUUUUAUACAGUAUAUUUUUGUAAUAGAUUGAGAUUUUGUAAUUCCCAUUCUUUGAAUGGAUGAUUCAACAAUGCAGAAUUGAAAUUCUGAUUGUAAAAAAUUGUUUGAUUGCAGUGAUUCCUUGGAUAUUUCUGCUUUGUGUGAAAUUAAAGCGCGAUAUCGAAAUUUUAGAUUCCAACAGGACGGUUUCUCAUAUUAGUAAUCUGUUGGGAGUGAAAGUGAAGUGACUGAUGUUUGAAGAGAAAUAUUAGAAAUAUCCAAUUACUGCAAUUUGUUGUAAAUGAAAAAUUAUUAAUAAGAUAUUGCGUGAUGAAAAAAGAAAGAUUAAGUUAGAAUAUAUAAUUAGGCGACAUUUAAAUGAUUAUCAAACUAUAUGUAAUGUAUAAUUCGUACAUAAUAUAAUAUGUGCCAUUUUUUCAUAAA
Molecule: messenger RNA, 4372 nt
Organism: Harmonia axyridis
Lineage: Eukaryota; Metazoa; Arthropoda; Insecta; Coleoptera; Coccinellidae
Product: protein daughterless-like
Exons: 12
Coding region: 68-1825 (585 amino acids)
Biological process (GO): regulation of transcription by RNA polymerase II
Cellular component (GO): transcription regulator complex
Molecular function (GO): RNA polymerase II cis-regulatory region sequence-specific DNA binding; DNA-binding transcription factor activity, RNA polymerase II-specific; protein dimerization activity
Source: RefSeq, a predicted model, not a curated record